UCCCUAGCUCCUGUCACGCACGACGACGGCCAUAAUUAGUAAACCCCCGGCCCCUCCGCCAGCAUCCCAUCCAUCCAAGCUAGGAGCGGCGGCACGGGUGCUUGCGAUCGUGGUGGAGAGCAUAUCGAUCGGCUGAUCGAUGGACGGCCUCCACACGGAGCUCGCGCUGGGGCUGAUCGGGUGCGGCGGCGACCACCUCCAGACGGCGCCGUUCGUGGCCAAGACCUACCAGAUGGUGUGCGAGCCGAGGACGGACGCGCUCGUGCGGUGGGGGAGGGACAACAACAGCUUCCUCGUCGUUGACCCCGCCGGCUUCUCGCAGGUCCUCCUCCCCUGCUUCUUCAAGCACACCAACUUCUCCAGUUUCGUGCGCCAGCUCAACACCUAUGGGUUCCGGAAGGUGCACCCGGACCGGUGGGAGUUCGCGCACGAGUCGUUCCUGCGCGGCCAGACGCACCUGCUGCCGCGCAUCGUGCGCCGCAAGAAGCGCGGCGAGGGAGGUGGUGCCUCCUGCUCCGCCUCCGGCGAGCAGUACGGCGGCGGUGAGGAUCAGCAGGAGGGGGAGGAGGAGAGGGAGGCCCUGCUCGAGGAGGUGCAGAGGCUGCGGCAGGAGCAAGCGGCCAUCGGGGAGGACCUGGCGCAGAUGAGCCGGCGCCUGCAGGCCACGGAGCGGCGGCCUGACCAACUCAUGUCCUUCCUCGCCAGGCUCGCCGAGGACCCCGGUGGCAUCACCGACCACCUCAUCGAGAAGGCCGCCGAGAAGAAGCGCCGGCGAAUGAACCUCCAGCAGCAUCGUCCCACCGCCUCCCCACUCCCGCCGGCGCCACGGUCACCACCCCCGCCGCUGCUGGCCCUCGGCAGCGCGGCCAUGAACUGCGACGACUGGCUAAGGGCGGAGCAGAAGCCAGAGAUAGUACUCCCCUCCUCCUUCGAUCCCACCGCUAGCUGCGGGGUGAAGCAGGUGGCGGACUUCGCGGGCGGCGCCGGUGCCGGUGCCACGGGCCUCGCUACUGGCGACAACAGCGCAGUGGAGACGCCCUUCCCGUUCUGCCUACUCGGACAGUGUUUCUUUUAACCUGAUGAAUCAUGCACAUGCACGUUCUACGAACUUGUACUUACUGAUUCAGUUCUCCUACUCCUCAAGACAUGCGAUUCUGCA
Messenger RNA from Phragmites australis (common reed), 1159 nucleotides. Its product is annotated as heat stress transcription factor C-1a-like. The record is from RefSeq and is a predicted model, not a curated record. Gene Ontology annotation, cellular component: nucleus. NCBI's taxonomy places the organism in Eukaryota, Viridiplantae, Streptophyta, Magnoliopsida, Poales, Poaceae. Gene Ontology annotation, biological process: regulation of transcription by RNA polymerase II. Bases 140 to 1075 code for a protein of 311 amino acids. The transcript has 2 exons. Gene Ontology annotation, molecular function: DNA-binding transcription factor activity; RNA polymerase II cis-regulatory region sequence-specific DNA binding.